Molecule: messenger RNA, 6895 nt
Organism: Beta vulgaris subsp. vulgaris (sugar beet)
Lineage: Eukaryota; Viridiplantae; Streptophyta; Magnoliopsida; Caryophyllales; Amaranthaceae
Product: chromatin modification-related protein EAF1 B
Exons: 23
Coding region: 382-6297 (1971 amino acids)
Cellular component (GO): NuA4 histone acetyltransferase complex
Source: RefSeq, a predicted model, not a curated record
ACUCAAUUUGUCGAAAAUUUUGUCUUGUUGUAUUUCUUCAUUAAAUUUUUUUCGCCCUUUUUCUGUCGAAACCCAAUUUGAAACCUGAAGCAUUGUUUUUUUUUUCUUCGAUUCCCAGAGACUAAAAUUCUGAAGCAGCAACAAUAACCAGAUCAAACUUCCCCAUUUAUUCAACCGAAAACCCUAAUUUUUCUUCCCCAAAUAAUCUUUAAUUUCAUCACCCACUUCUACUGCACCCACCGACGACCAACAAAUAACGCGAUGAAGGGUUUAGAUUUUCUUGUUUGAGAAUUAUUGCUUCUAAUUUUGCAAUUUGGACUAAGAAACUCGACGAGAUUCUAGCGCGAUGGAAGGAGAACAGCUAUAGCUUUUUGGAGAGGAAUGCAUGGAUUUAGUUCUAGAUCUACUUUCCUCGUAAAUGCUGAGGUUGAUUCCAUGGGAGGAGUUGUUGACGGUGGAGUUGGUAUUGGCAACAAACCCUCUCCACGCCGAGCAGCAAUCGAGAAAGCACAGGCUGAGCUAAGACUGGAAUAUGAUGUUCGAGAGGAAAGGAGGAGAGAGCUUGAGUUUCUUGAAAAAGGUGGAAACCCUCUUGACUUCAAAUUUGGUCAUGCAGCAUCAGUGAGUGUCCAGUCUACCUCACACACGUAUCAACACCCAGAUCAGAUUUUGACUAGUGAAGCAAAAGGUAGUUUUGCUUUGACUGCCUCACCUCAUGGAGAUUCAGUUGAAAGUAGUGGGAGAUUGGGGAUUACUACAGCUUGUGAACCAAAUAGUGCUGAUAAUUUUGAUGGUGAAAACGAGAUGCUUGAAAGUGAAAGAAAGUCGAAACAUCCUACUAGAGGUAGCAUCACCCCUUCGGAGCAUUCUUCUCAGCUUGAUGGGAGUCAAAAUGUGAAGGAGUCUGAGGACUCCCCUAUCUUCCAUCCCAAAAAAGGCCAAGCGUAUAGGAGAAGGAACCGGUCUAGGACUAAUCGUGAUGGACCUCGAUCAAGUUCCAGUGACAUGGCAUCUCGGGGUGGACAUAAUUCUUCUGUUCCUGCUCGACAUGCAAUGCUUUCUAAACCUGUUGCAUCUGAGAAUCAGUUUGAAAUAGAGUCAGAUGGCACACAUGUUCUGCAUAAAUCUACAACUUCAAAAGCCAGUGAAAUUUCUGAAGGUAAGUUAAAUAUACCAACGUCGAAGGAAAAACGAGAAGAACUGCAAAAUCCAAUUGUAAAAGCUGAUAAAAUUUCAAUUGCUACAACCACUAUCGAACCUGAUUUAGGUGCAGGAAAGGAAAAUGUAGUUAUAGAUAUCCGAGGUCCUCCUUAUUCUGGUACAGAGAAGAAAGAAGAUAAUGUUUUGGAUGAAUCUGGUAAGAUCAAUGGGGUUACAUCAACUUCAAAUGAUGCUCUUAUUACCAAUGCUGUAGUUGUGACAAAGGGCUUAGAUUCUGAGUCUUCGUUCACCCAUACUAGCCUUAGUGUAGAUGGAAAUGGAAAGAUUGAAAGUGAUGUGUAUGCUAAAUUAAAUAAUGUAGAUAGUAAUGGCGCCCCUGAGGAGCACAAGCUACCACUCGGGGAGACUUCCAUCAAUGUAGAUGAUGAAAUGCUAAAUGAGGAGCUUGUUACUAGUCGGCUGGAAAGUGCUUCUUGUGUUAAGGAGAACCAGAAUUCCAUCACCUCCCAAGGGAAUGGUUUUGCUGAUAAAGAUCAAGAAGUUGACAGAGAUAGAUUUUCUUCUAGAGACAAGGCUGCAUGUCCGGCUAAAAAGGAGGAGCUAGCAGCACAUGAUCACAUUAAGACAAAAUCAGGUAAAGAGCACAGUGUGCUUGAUGAUUCUGUUUCUAAAGCAGAGAGUUCUUGUCCUGUGAGACCACUUUCCUCUGUGGGUCCUACUUCCUGUGAGGUUAAUGAGAACGAUUCAUCUGCUCCAUCUCCUGCUUCGAAGCCUGAAACUUCUAGCGGAAAUCAGCAGAAGCAGUUUGAUAAGGCACAUGAGGACAGGGUAUUAGAAGAAGCACGUAUUAUAGAGGCCAAACGUAAAAGAAUAGCGGAGUUAUCUGUUGGAUUGAUGCCAAGGGAGCACCGGCGUAAGUCUCACUGGGACUUUGUCCUUGAAGAGAUGGCUUGGUUAGCAAAUGAUUUUAUGCAGGAGCGUGUUUGGAAGAUAACAGCUGCUGCUCAAAUUUGUCAUCGUGUAGCCUUUGCUUCUCGAUUAAGGUUGGAGGAACAAAGUAAGUGCUGGAACCAGAAAGGUGUAGCUUACACCUUGGCGAAAGCCGUGAUGGAGUUUUGGCAUUCAGCAAGGUGUCAUGUCGAUAAUGUUGCCUGUUCGGGGCCCGAGAAUUGUAAGCGGAAUGCUUCAUCUGGGGCAGAUGAAACUAGGAUUGCAAAGGGUGAGGGUGGAGGUUUCGAUAAGGAUGAAGUUUCUGAAGUUAAGCUGCGGUCUACUGGACAUAUACAGGAUUUGGCUGUCUAUCGAUAUGCGGCUAGAUUCUUGCAAUAUAAUUGUUCUUCUCCACCUCUUGUUAAAGUUGAGGGUUCAGGGACUUCAGAUGUUGCCUGUGAUAAUGGCUCAACCGAAGUUUCGUGGCAUGACCAGCUUACAGAGGAAAAUCUCUUCUACGUGGUUCCUCCUGGUGCAAUGGAGAGUUACAGAAACUCAAUUGAAUCAUGUUUGGCAGAUUUUGAGAGGGCCAGCAACAAUUUACAGGAGGAAGUUGAUACAUCCAUGUAUGAUGCUGCAGCAGAAGUUGGAUAUCAAGAGAAUGACUAUGAAGAAGAUGAAGGAGAAAAUGUAUAUUAUCUACCUGGAGCAUUUGAUGCUGGGAGGCCAUCAAAAAAGAAACGUAAAAAUUUAAAAACUUAUACUGCAAGAUCAUAUGAGUUGGGAGGGGACUUUGGUUAUGGGCGCUGCCUGGAUAGCAGGAAUGGAACUCCGCAGUCUGCUUUAAUGGGUAAAAGGCUUGCCAACAAUCCUCAUGUUGGUUCUAUUCCCACAAAAAGGGUACGAACUGCCUCUAGGCAGAGAGUUGUUGGCCCGUUUGGUGCUGGAUCCGCUGGAGUUGCUCCAGUACCAAACAGAGCAGAUGCUUCUAGUGGAGACACUAAUUCUUUCCAGGAUGACCAGAGCACUCUGCAUGGUGGGUCUAUUGUCCCAAGAGGCUCAGAGGUUGACUCUGCAAUGGACUUUGAGAAGCAGUCUACAUUUGAUUCUGCAGAUAUUUCAGCAAAGCCUAAGAAGAAGAAGAAAAUUAAGCAUCAGGGUGCGGCAUACGCUGGAUGGCAGGUUGACUCUUCCAUGCAGAAUGAACAGAAGGAUCAUGUUAGAAAGAGAUUGGACACUCACCAGCUCGAAUCCAAUGGGAAUAGCUGUAUGUUUGCCCAACACGCUAAAAAGCCAAAGAUGUUGAAGCACUCGGAUAAUUCAUUUGAUAACACAAUGCCCAUGAGCGGAUCAGUUGCUUCACCAGUUGCUUCCCAAAUGAGUAACAUGUCCAGCCAGAAUAAAAUCAUUAAACUGAUUGGAGGUCGGGAUAGGAGUAGAAAGGCCAAAGCGCUUAAGAUGCCUGCUGUACAGCCUGGUUCAGGAAGCCCAUGGUCCUCAUUUGAAGAUCAGGCACUUAUUGUGCUUGUUCAUGAUAUGGGACCAAAUUGGGAGCUUGUAAGUGAUGCUAUCAACAGUACUUUACGAUUCAAGUGCAUAUUUCGGAAGCCUCAAGAGUGCAAGGAGCGGCACAAAAAUUUGAUGGACAGGACUCCUGGUGAUGGUGCUGAUAGUGCUGAAGAUUCUGGAUCUUCUCAACCUUAUCCUUCUACGUUACCUGGGAUACCUAAGGGCAGUGCAAGACAGUUGUUUCAGAAACUGCAGAGACCGAUGGAGGAGGAUACCAUCAAGUCCCAUUUUGAGAAGAUCAUUCUUAUAGGGCAGCAGUUGCAUUACCGAAAGAAACAGAAUGAUAAUCAAGAUCUGAAGCAAAUGGUGCCCGUUCAUGGUUCACAUGUUGGUGCACUUUCCCAAGUUAUUCCGAACAAUGUAAAUGGGGUGAUUUUGACGCCACUAGAUCUGUGUGACAUUGCUGCUUCCAACCAAGAUGUUUCUCUUGGGUUUCAAAGCCAGCAUGCUGGAGGGUUGUCCUUGCCAAGUCAGGGUGCUCCCUCAAUGCACCCUCCUGGUGGGCUCAAUUCUUCAAUCCAGGGUCUUCCUGGUUCUCCUAGCAUGGGUAUUGGUAACAAUUUGACAUCUCAGUCAUCUCAGUUCAGUAAUUCUCGGGAUGCUAGAUACCAAGUCCCUAGGUCGACAUCUUUGCCAAUCGAGGAGCAACAAAGACUCCAGCAGUACAAUCACAUGCUACCUGGAAGAAAUGUUCAGUCGCCAAACAUGUCUUCUGGGUCUCUUUCAGGAUCUGAUCGAGGUGUGCGUAUACUUCCUGGUGGGAACACCGUUGGCAUGGUGGCUGGAAUGAGCCGAAGUAUGCCAAUGUCAAGACCAGGACUUCAAGGAAUUCCUUCUUCGUCAAUGCUGAAUUCUGGAAGUAUGCUUUCUUCCAACAUGGGAGGGAUACCUAACAACAUGAAUAUGCACUCUGGAACAGCUUCUGGUCAAGGAAAUCUGUUUAGACCCCGUGAUGCGUUGCAUAUGGUGCGGCCUGGGCAGAAUUCAGACCAUCAGAGACAGAUGAUGUUGGCAGAAUCUAGUAGCCCAGGAGUCCCUCCUUUUGGUGCAAUGAGUUCAGGUUUCACAAAUCAGUCUGCUUCUCCACCUUUACAAACAUAUCUGGGCCACCACCAGUCACAUCCAAUAUCGCAGCAACAGUCUCAUGUGAUUGGUCCUCAUCAUCCGCAUCUCCCAGGAUCGAAUCACGCUGUGACUCCCGAGCAACAAGCCUUUCUUCGCCUUGCUAGAGACAGGCAGAUUCAGCAAAGAUUGUUGCAACGGCAGCAUCAACAGCAGCAGCUUCCUGCGUCUAGUGCACUGAUGACACAUGCUCAAACUCCUUCCCAGCUACCUGUAUCUUCUUCCGUGCAGAGUGCUUCCCAGCUUCAAUCACCAUCUUCUUCUCAACCUGUACCAGUACCCUCCCUGACUCCUUCAUCUCCAGUAACUCAUGCAUCUUCACAGUCAUCGCAGCAGCAAAAGCACCAGGUACCACCUCAAGGACUCGGACGAAAUGCACAAAGUUGUGCGAGUGGAUUAAUGAAUCAGGUUGGAAAACGUCAGCGAGCACAACAGCUUCAGCAACAAUAUCAGCAAUCUGGUAGGCAACAUCCCCAACAGCGCCAACAAUCACAGCCUCAGCAGCAAGCUAAAGUUUUGAAAGGAAUGGGAAGAGGUAACAUGCUGAUGCAUCAGAAUGUUCCCAUAGAUUCAGCUCAUCUUAAUGGCCUUACUAGUAACCCUGGUAAUCAAGUUUCUGAGAAAGGGGAGCAGGCUGUGCAGUUGAUACAACCACAGGGCUCAUAUUCGGGGUCCGGUCUUAGUACAAAGCAACCAUCAAAACCUCUGACCACACCGCAUACUUCAAAUCAUUUACAACAGAAACCAUAUGCAAAUACAGUUUCGGCAACACCAAAGCAAGUCCAGCAGAUAUCUUCUCACUUAGAUGGUAGCAAUCAGGGCCAGGUUCCAGCAGUUUCUUCUAGUUCCGCAUCACCAGGCACAACCCAAGGUCUUCCAUCAACAGUAAUGGCUUCGCUUAACAAACAGUUGCAAGCACAGUCACAGAUUCCUCUUAAGGCUAAUCAAUCUCAGCCUGCUCUUCAGAGGGCUAUCCAGCAAAAUCGGCAAGUGAAUUCUGAUCCAUUAACCAAGUUACAACCUGAUCAUGGCCCAGUGGAGCAGCAGCUUGCAAAUAGUACUAAUUUAAAUGCUGGGGUUCAGCCAGAAUGUGUUGAUUCUACAACUGCCUUACCUCUUUCAUCGUCUUCAAGCACCGCUGUGCGUAAGCAAGCUCAGGAUUCUCUAUGUGAUCCAACUAUGUCUAAUACACCCACUCCGUCUGUUCCGAUGAGUAGUCCACCUCUUACAAACUCGUCAGGGAAUGAGACAUUACCAUCUGUUAAUGAUGGUCUGGGGCAGAAACAGUUAUCAGGUAAUACGGCAGCUCAUGGACAUGGGGUGCAAUUCCAGCACCAGCAAUCACAGGUACAACAUCCUUCAUCACUUCAACCCCUAUUGCCGCAAAAGCCGUCACUCCAGCUGCAGCAACGUGAAAAAUCUCCCCAGAGAGUGCCACAACCACAAACUCAGACACAGAUUCAAGCUGGGCAUAGUAGUGUGCUCGCAAGGACCCCUAAUUCUAGAUUGGAAUGAGCACUGCUAUCGAUUGAGAUCAAGUCUCGGCACGCUUGUUCCUGCCAUGAUAUAGUCGGCAUGCCCUUCAAACAGCAAUGUACAGAUGAAGCUGUUAAUUUUGCAAGGGCAGUACAAGAAAAGGUAAAUGGGAUGAUGAUUGUAACUUCCAGGUUACUGACUUGACAAGUUUAGGCAGGCUUUUUUUUGGGUUCAUAAUGUAUAUUACCACUGCUUAGAGCUUUAUGAAGAUAGAGACAUACAGAGGUAUGUGUACAGGAUCUCAUCUCUCUAUCUUGUUAACCACCUUUUUGUUUCUUUUCCUUUUCUCCUACCCAGAUUUGGGUUUCCUGCUCAUCAAUGUAGGGCCUUAUUCCUUUUAACCCCCCCAUAGAUAGUGCAUGUAUUAUUUUUAUUGGAGUUAAGGGGGAAGCUUCAUUGUUACAGGCAAAUGCCUUUGGAAAUUUUGUGAAUAUAGCCUCGUAGUGUAUAAGAUCCUAAAUCAUUGUCUUGAUCAUCUUUUGUGUUCUUGUUGGUAGUGUGACGUUUAAUGUAGAAAAUCCUUUGUUUUUGUAAAAGCUAAUUUUUGCAAAAGCUAUGAAAAUCUUAUGUUAAGCUU